CAAUGAACCCUAGCUACAUAGCCCAAAUCCAGUAAAGCUCUUAUCCCUUAGGCCUUAACGUGUUAAAAGCGUUCUCAUUUUAACGAUACCAGAACUCAUUCAUCAGUAGGGUCCGGGAACAAGAGAUUGGGAAUCCUCCGCCUAUUCUUCCAGAAUGGUUGGAUCACAGGGGCCUUUGCCCAUUAAACGUAGAAGACCAGUUUCUAGUUCUCCAGCUAAUGCUUUGACAGAACAUGAGCUAAUUGUUCUAAAAGUAAUUGAAAGCAAAGAAGAUAUGGGAAUCUGGUUAAGAGACUUGAAACGUGAAGCACAUAUCCCAGACACUGCUGUGACUAAGGCCCUCAAGUCGAUUCAGGCAAAGAAUUUGAUAAAAGAGGUGAAGACUGUCAAAAACAGUGGGCGAAAACAUUACAUGGCUUCCCAAUUCGAACCUUCAAAGGAAAUCACUGGAGGGGAUUGGUAUGCUGGGGGGAGCCUAGAUGUAGAUUUCAUUAAGUGCUUGAAAGAGCUUUGCAUAAGUUUCAUACGACAGCUGAAGGUGGCCACCAUUGAGGGAGUUACUAACAGGCUCAGAGGUUCUGGAGCCCUUGAAGUUGAGUUAACUAGCCAGCAAAUUGAAGAGAUUUUGAGGGCACUGGUUUUGGACAAUGAAAUCAUGGAAGUAAGGAGUAAUGGGUCGGGAGAUUGUUCUAGUAUUCCAGUUGGCAAAGUUUGUUAUAAGCUGACAAGCAAACGACGUGCUGCUGCGGAACCGAAAAUCGGGGCUUUUGCUUCCAUUCCUUGCGGAGUUUGUACUCAGAUAAGUCUUUGUACUCCUGGUGGCGUAAUUUCACCAGAAACCUGUGUUUACUACAAAGAAUGGUUGGAAUUUUAGUUUGAUUGUUGCUUCUGAAGUUUUAGAUAUUGUUUCCCUCCAAUGCUAAAACUUUGGUUUAUCAACAUAGUUUGGAUUUGUGAUUUUGUUUACAACUUGG
Messenger RNA from Tripterygium wilfordii, 974 nucleotides. Its product is annotated as DNA-directed RNA polymerase III subunit RPC6-like. Gene Ontology annotation, cellular component: RNA polymerase III complex. The transcript is spliced from 2 exons. The record is from RefSeq and is a predicted model, not a curated record. NCBI's taxonomy places the organism in Eukaryota, Viridiplantae, Streptophyta, Magnoliopsida, Celastrales, Celastraceae. Bases 155 to 874 code for a protein of 239 amino acids. Gene Ontology annotation, biological process: transcription by RNA polymerase III.